Poecilia latipinna (sailfin molly) is the source of this 1878-nucleotide messenger RNA. RefSeq lists its product as uncharacterized. The record is from RefSeq and is a predicted model, not a curated record. The coding region runs from base 243 to 1373 and encodes 376 amino acids. The transcript is spliced from 2 exons. Lineage: Eukaryota; Metazoa; Chordata; Actinopteri; Cyprinodontiformes; Poeciliidae.
AACAGCUGGUUUCCGUCCUUUUCAUAUUAGUCUCCAGUCCCACUGCGGGUAAUGAAAACUCUUCUCAACAAAGGCCUCGGCACGAGCGCGCGACCCGCCUGAUGCUAAGCUGGAGAUCACGGUGCCGCCGCGUGACCCUAAUCUGCAUAAUUACAUUAAGGGUGCUAAAACCGCGCUGCUAGCGGCACGGUCCAAACAAACAGAGGGAGAGCUGCAACAUUGUUCUUAAGGCCAGAGAAGAUAUGAUUCAGCAAAAAUUCAGACAAGACCUGUUAAUCAAAUCCGAACCUGCGCAACAAGAGGAAAUAUUAACCACCCAUGAUAAAAAUGCCAUGUUCCAUCUGACUGGUCAGAGCAUCAAACGGGCAACUAAAAACAGCCUCCAUUCCAAUACACCUGGCGUCCAUAUGUCAGGCUCACAUGGACAAGAGUCACUGGGUCAGCUUAUGGCAUCUUCACUGACCCAGGAGGGCAUGGCACAGCUGGGUUCACUGGUGCUUAAGUCUCCCAGGCAUGACUUGGAGAGGCUGGCUGAGGACCAGACACCCAGGCGGCCCCUCAAGCUCACCCCUCUGGAUCUCCCAGAGGAGGUAAGAGAGGCACAGAGGAAAAAACUUCACUUGAUCCAACAAGACGCCAAACUUGGCGACUGUAAGUUCGACAUGAUGCUGAAGGAGAACAUCAUGAGGAAGCUAAAACCGAUUAUGAGGCAGAAGAUUGUGAAAGCAGUUGUGGGUCCUUCUCCUUCAACCAUGCCAGUCGUAACUCAAGUACAAGAGAAAUCCCAUAGACCGCAGCUGACACGCUCUAACCCCGUAGAAAAGAGUGGAGAGAAGCAAUUGCGAGACAUCACACGUCGAGGAAUCCCAGCAUCCCUCUCCGGCAAGCCUGCCCCUCCUCUACCUGCUGCCAGAAUCAAGGCUCAGGCCGCAUGCGGUGGAGAGGCGUCACACAAGAACCCAAGUGCCCUCCAGUUCGAGGUAGAGAGAAGGCGGCCGAGGCUGAGAAGAGAACAACGCCUCGAAGAGGAUCAGUGCCAAGCCAACAUGUCAACCGGGGGAUUAUGCACAGAUGGAGGCAAGCUUGCCCAAGGUGUCCGAGGCAAAGGGCAGCAGGCGGAGUGGGCUUGUAGAGGCCAAUCGCAUGCUGGAGAGAACAUCAAAGAUCCCUGCACUCCCGCAACCUCACGCGAACAGGGAAGUGCCAAGAAGGGCCACCGAGAGGGAGGCGGGAAGCAAUCCGUGAGAUACAUCUUGAACAGACAGUCGGACGAAGGUGGAAACAGGGAAGCAAUUCCCGAAAGCUGGAAGGCAAAGAGGAAAAUUCCCUUGAUCAUGAACCAGAACAAUGCCUUCCCUGUGGAGGUUCUGUAAGUGUAAUGAAAGUUCAGCUUGGAAGUUGCCAAUUCCUCAGAUGGCGAAUCAAAUAUUUUGUUCAGAUGACAGUUUAUCAUGUUCCAAACUUUAAUACAGAAAGUAAAUAGUAGUGAGAGACACAUAUGCCAGGUUUGCUUUAAGUUAUGCAUAGUCCUGUUUGCAAAGCCUCUGUUGACGAGACUGACUUAAUUAGCUUAGGCAGCCCUGGCACGGAGCGAGGCUUAUGAUACAUCACACAGGGUGUGAUACAGCAGCGAUCCAACAGAAUGACACAGCAGAGAUUUUACUCCAAGGAGGAAAAAAACAUCCAGAGGGGUAGGAUCUGAACCGUGGAGAUACUGAGGAUGUUGACUGACUGACCUAAAAUUUUGGAGUAUUUUUUUUAAACUGGAAAUGGCAUGAUUAAUAUAUUUUUAACAGGGUAAGAGUGUCAAAAAUAUAUAACCCAAAUGUAUAUUGAUUUUUACUUUUUGAAAAAAUAAAAAUACACUAAAACUGCAAA